This is a messenger RNA of Penicillium argentinense, 888 nucleotides long. RefSeq names its product SDR family NAD(P)-dependent oxidoreductase. Gene Ontology annotation, molecular function: oxidoreductase activity, acting on the CH-OH group of donors, NAD or NADP as acceptor. The transcript is spliced from 4 exons. The record is from RefSeq and is a predicted model, not a curated record. Bases 1 to 888 code for a protein of 295 amino acids. NCBI's taxonomy places the organism in Eukaryota, Fungi, Ascomycota, Eurotiomycetes, Eurotiales, Aspergillaceae.
AUGGCUCCCGCAGACCGUCUCAACCAGGUCAACAAGCACCUGAACUACCCGGCCGGCAUGCUUGCCGGCCAGGUCGCCAUCAUUACUGGCGCAGGCCAGGGCAUCGGCGCUGAGGCAGCGCGGCUGUUCGCGAACGAAGGUGCCAAGGUUGUGGUAGCUGACAUUGACAACAAAAAGGCGAACUCAGUUGCUGAUGCUAUCAACGCCGCCGAGCCAGGACGAGCUCUUGCUGUGGUUGGUGACAUCCUGGAUGCCAACUAUGUUACGGACCUGGUGAAGCGUGCUGCCGAGUUCGGCGGUGGCAAAAUUCAUAUUAUUGUUAACAAUGCUGGGUUCACCUGGGACGGCGUUAUCCACAAAAUGACCGAUAAGCAAUGGGAUACUAUGCUUGCUGUGCACAAUACAGCUCCCUUCCGCUUGGUGCGAGCGGCGGCCCCCUACUUCCGUGUCAAGGACCAGGAGCCGCGAGUUAUCAUCAACAUCAGCAGCACCAGCGGUAUUCAUGGCAACGCCGGCCAAGCGAACUACGCCGUGGGCAAGGCGGGUGUCGUCGGCCUUACUCGCACCAUCGCAAAGGAAUGGGGUCCCGCUUUUGGCGUCCGCUCCAACACCAUCGCCUUCGGCUACGUGACAACACGGCUGACCGCGGCUAAGGAGGCCGGAGCCUUCAUCACCACUCCAGAUGGCACCAAGGUUGCCCUGGGAAUCCCCGGCAAGCAACUGGACAGCAAGAAGGGUGACGCAGAUGCCAACGCUUACCCGGAUAUCCCACUGCGCCGCCCGGCUAGUCCCGAGGAAGCGGCGCGGUCGAUUCUCGGCGUGGCCAGCCCCUACUUUUCCUAUGUGAAUGGGGAGACGAUUCGGGUGACUGGUGGGCGGAAUAUGUGA